Messenger RNA from Sphaerodactylus townsendi, 931 nucleotides. It is a transcript of the gene NTS, whose product is annotated as neurotensin. The transcript has 4 exons. The record is from RefSeq and is a predicted model, not a curated record. Gene Ontology annotation, cellular component: extracellular region; axon terminus. Gene Ontology annotation, molecular function: neuropeptide hormone activity. The coding region runs from base 200 to 706 and encodes 168 amino acids. NCBI's taxonomy places the organism in Eukaryota, Metazoa, Chordata, Lepidosauria, Squamata, Sphaerodactylidae.
UCAGCCCCCUCGCUUAUAUACUUCGGGAAUGGGCCAAGGUUCCCUUUAUGGUCCAGAUCUUCCUAAAGCAGCUCCGGGCAGUUGAGGGGGGAAGCACCAGCACCCUCUGUCCUCUCUUUCUCCUCUCUGUCCCUCUCUGUCUGUCUGUCUCACCUCUUCGCCUUUGUUUGUAUGGACUUGACUUUCUAGAGAGGGGAGGAUGGCCAAGAUGAGGAUGCAGCUGGUGUGCGCGAUGCUGCUGGCAUUCGCCUCGUGGAGCCUGUGCUCAGAAUCAGAAGAGGAAAUGAAAGCCUUAGAAGCAGAUUUAUUGACCAAUAUGUAUACAUCAAAGAUAAACAAGGCAAAGCUUCCUCAUUGGAAAAUGACCUUUCUAAACAUUUGUGAGCUUUUAAGUAACACAAACAACCAAGAAGAUGAAGAAGCAGGUGAGGGCACAGAAGAGGAUCUCCUACCCAGAAGACAAUUUCCUGCUACUCUUGAUGGCUUCAGUUUGGAAGCAAUGCUGACAUUAUAUCAGCUUCAAAAAGUUUGCCAGAGCCGAACUUUUCAGCACUGGGAGUUACUUCAACAAGAUAUUUAUGAUCCAGAGAAUUCAAGCCAAGAUAAAGACCUGAUGAAAAGAAAAACUCCUUAUAUUCUGAAACGGCAAUUACAUGUGAACAAAGCCAGACGACCAUACAUACUGAAGAGAAAUUCAUAUUACUGACUCAGCAAUUAAAGUAGUGCUUAUUUAGUUCAUCAGUAACUGUGCUUGAUGGUUACCUUAUUUCAACCUUAAAUCUUAUUUGUGUGGGAAACAUAUUAUGGAAAGUGAUCAAGACAAUAGCAUAAUUGUGUCUUUUUUGCCACUGUUGUUUCUGGAUUGUGAUUUUUCCUACUUAAAAUUAAUUGGAUUGAUAUAUUUACAAAUAAAUCUAGUUUCUAAGCAUGA